Ostertagia ostertagi is the source of this 954-nucleotide messenger RNA. NCBI's taxonomy places the organism in Eukaryota, Metazoa, Nematoda, Chromadorea, Rhabditida, Trichostrongylidae. The record is from the annotation of a GenBank genome assembly.
AUGGCAACUGCUGUGCAAGCAGCAUCCCAAAGCUGUGGGUGCAAAGGUGUCCGCUUCUGUGCUCUUUGCGAGAUGUCCGAAAGAGUUCAGAAUUUAUUAAGGAAGGAGGACAAUAAGUGGGUUGCUUGCAUCUACGGGUGUUUGAUGUGGAAUGAAUACUGUAUAUAUUUCAAUAGAUAUGCGGACUAUGAUGUGUACGUGUACAAGUCAGGGCCUGGUAAAUGCGUAAGGUGCCCAGCAUUGAAUGCGACUGCUUCCAUUGAAGAUGUUAUGGCAGCUGCAGUCGCAAACGAUUCGACUGCUCCAUGUCAGGAGAGCAUUACAAUUGGUGGUUUACUGCUUGUUCCGGAUUUCAUCACGGAAUCGGAGGAAAAUGAUUUGAUGGAAAUGAUUGACGGUAUCGAAUGGGUGCCAUCACAAUCAGGCCGCCGCAAGCAGGAUUUUGGACCAAAGGUCAAUUUCAAGCACAAAAAGGUGAAAGUGGACACGUUUGUAGGCAUGCCGGAAUAUGCUGAUAUGUUGCUUGAUAAGAUGCGGGCUAUUUCGCAGGAGAAGCUUGGUAACUAUGUGCCCUUUGAAAUGUGUAACUUGGAGUACGAUGAAAAUAGGAAAAGUGCCAUAGAGAUGCAUUUUGACGACACCUGGAUCUGGGGUAAUCGUCUUAUCAGCAUCAAUUUGCUUAAUGGAUCCGUUAUGACGUUGGCAAACGAAGAGACGCAACAGCUAUGCUUCAUAUGGAUGUCCCGCGGAACUUUAUUGUGUAUGUCUGAUGAAGCAAGGUAUAAGUGGAAACACGCUGUGUUGUCGCAACACAUCCGUGGAAGGAGAAUUGCUCUCACUAUGCGUGAACCGUCAGAGGCGUUUCAGGAAGGCGGAGAGCUGUACGAGAAAUACGGGAAGCAGUUGAUCGAGCUGAGUGGCAUUCGUGUUCCGUUGAGAAAAUGUCGCUCAUAA